AUGAUGUCUCCAUCGCCGAAGUCACCGGAAGAAAAAAAAACCCCAGACGAUGAAAACUUAUCAAACGAUGAAUUAUCCCAUCCACCAAUUCAUACACAUCAUGAUUAUAUUGCAUCUACUGAUGAAUCACCAACAAAUUCUGAUGAUGAACAUAACAAUAAUAAUAAUAUUAAUCAGCAAUAUGAAAAUCUCAACGGUUAUUGUCUUUUACCACAGGAAUCUGACAUGAAUCAGCAACAAAAUGAUGAGGAUAGUGAAAAUGGAAAUGGAAAUGAAGACGAUGAAGAUGAUGAUGAUGAAUUUCUGCGUUUUGCUACUCUACGAGUACAUUCAUCAAUUGAUGAGAAUAAAGGUUCUCAAACAAUGAACUCAGCUCUAUGUACAAAUGAAGCUGUGUGGUCAACCAAAUUAGAAAGCGAAUCAUUUCCUGUUGAUGAUGAUAAAGCAAAUUAUAUAAAAAAUUUAAUGUCCUCAGUAAAAUUGCCUGAAUCAAGUAUACCAAUGUGGGCACAGUUUUGUACAGAACAAGAUUGGCAAGAGAAACUACGAGAAAGAAUCGCUUGUCGGCAAACAACAUUUUUUCUUAACGAAAAAAACUAA
Molecule: messenger RNA, 600 nt
Organism: Rotaria socialis
Lineage: Eukaryota; Metazoa; Rotifera; Eurotatoria; Philodinida; Philodinidae
Source: the annotation of a GenBank genome assembly